GAAGAAGAAGAAGAAGAAGAAGAAGAAGAAGAAGAAGAAGAAGAAGAAGAAGAAGAAGAAGAAGAAGAAGAAGAAGAAGAAGACCUUGACAAAUUGGACAUGCGCAGAAGCCAACUUUGAAGUGGUCCAUUGAAAGGUUGACAGCGCGACCUCCUGUACUGUAGAAUGUAGUAUGGACCAUAGGACAGGACGAAGAAGUCCCGUUAAGAAGCUGUGGAGGCCUAAGAUGCUCUACUAGUCUGCUGGAAAUCCAAAGAAGACGAAGGAGUAAAAAGCAAAAUGGCGUUUGACAGAGAAGGCCUAAACGUGGCCACUGGCCAUUAUUGUUUCUCUAUUUGUAUUUAGUGCAUACAUGUACGCAUAUAUGUCGUGUAGUAGAUGAAACAUUGUUAGUCAUUGUUUGUAUCCGGAUACAUUAGUCUGAGCGCACUUUAUGUGCUAGCUUAGCUUGCUAGUUAGCUUAGCUUGUUAGCUGCUAACAAAGAGACGCGGACGUUAUCAACACAUCGCUAAGUAGAGAUCAAAUGUGAGUGUAAAGUGUUGUGAUUGUGUGAAAAUGUGCGAAAGAAUGAUAGCAAAGUAUGAGGAGGAACUUUGUCCAACAAAAGAGGAGAAGGAGCGACAACAUCAACUAUGGACGCUGUUUUCAAGAAACAUCAAGUUGUGUUACACAGAACAGACGUCCAGCAGCCCCCUCACAUUAAAGAGGAAGAGGAGGAUCCACAGCCCCCCCACAUUAAAGAGGAAGAGGAGGAAGUAUGGAUCACUCAAGAGGAGGAUGAUGUCACCAAGUUUCCACUGACUGUUGUCUCUGUGAAGACUGAAGAGCAUGAAGACAAACCACCUGAGUCCUCACAGCUUCAUCACAGUCCAAAUGUCCAGCAGCCCCCCCACAUUAAAGAGGAAGAGGAGGAUCCACAGCACCCCCGCAUUAAAGCGGAAGAGGAUGAUCCACAGCCACCCCACAUUAAAGAUGAAGAGGAGGAUCCACAGCCCCCUCACAUCAAAGCAGAAGAUAAUUCACAUCCACCCCAAGUCAAAAAGGAAGAGGAGGGUCCACAGCCCCCCCACAUUAAAAAAGAAGAGGAUAAUCCACAUCCACCCCACAUUAAAGAGGAGGAUGAGGAUCCACAGCCCCCCCGCAUUAAAGAGGAAAAAGAGGAUCCACGGCCCCCCCACAUUAAAGAGGAAGAGGAGAAUCCACAUCCCCCCCACAUUAAAGAGGAAGAGAAGGAAGUGUGGAUCACUCAGGAGGGAGAGUGUCUUCUAGGGCAGGAGGAGGAUGAUGUCACCAAGUUUCCACUGACUGUUGUCUCUGUGAAGACUGAAGAGCAUGAAGACAAACCACCUGAGUCCUCACAGCUUCAUCACAGUCCAAACGUCCAGCAGCCCCCCCACAUUAAAGAGGAAGAGGAGGAUCCACAGCACCCCCACAUUAAAGAGGAAGAGGAGGAUCCACAGCACCCCUGCAUUAAAGUGGAAGAGGAUGAUCCACAGCCACCCCAUAUUAAAGAUGAAGAGGAGGAUCCACAGUCCCCUCACAUCAAAGCCGAAGAUAAUUCACAUCCACCCCACAUUAAAGAGGAAGAGGAGGAUCCACAGCCCCCUCACUUUAAAAAAGAAGAGGGUAAUCCACAUCCACCCCACAUUAAAGAGGAAGAGGAGUAUUCACAGCCACCCCACAUUAAAGCGGAAGAAGAGGCUCCACAGCCGCCCCACAUGAAAGAGGAAGAGGAGGAAGUGUGGAUCACUCAGGAGGGAGAGUGUCUUCUAGGGCAGGAGGAGGAUGAUGUCACCAAGUUUCCACUGACUGUUGUCUCUGUGAAGACUGAAGAGCAUGAAGACAAACCACCUGAGUCCUCACAGCUUCAUCACAGUCCAAACGUCUGUGAAGAACAACUUCUGCCUGAAAAACAGGAGUGUAGCUUCAGGAUGGUGAAGGAGGAUCCAUCAAAGAGGAAGACCAGGCGCCACAAACCCUCUGGCGUCUCCUUUUCCUCUUUGACACAGACCCUUCCCUGUAAAAAGGAAAAGAAAGACUCACUGACCACCCGCUUUAAAAAGGAAGAGGAGGAACACAACAUCAGUCAUGAGGGAGAUCCUCUUGAAGGACUGGUGGAGUUCCCAGUGACUGGUGUCCCUGUGAAGGGUGAAGAUGAUGAGGUCAAAGGUGAAAGUGAGGAGAAGAGAGAGGCGGAGCCUCCAAGCAGCAGCUCAACACAACACAUGACAACAGAAGCUGAUGGAGACCACUGUGGAGGAUCACAAGCAGACCAGCUCUUAGCUCCACUAUCAGAUAGUGAGGACACAACGUCACACUCUCCUGACACUGAUGAUGAAGACUCUAAAGAUGAUAAGACAUGUCACACUGACAACACUCUCUUGAAAUGUUCUCACUGUGACACAAUGUUUAAAUACCAUAGUUCUCUGAAAAGACACAUGAGAACACGCGCUGGAGAAAAAACUUUUUCUUGCUCAGAUUGUGGUAAAAGUUUUACUAACAGUAAGUGUUUGAAAGGACACAUGAGAAUACACACUGCUGAAAAAGAUGUUUCCUGUUCAACCUGUGGUAAAGGUUUUACACAAAGGCAGAGUUUGAAAGUACACAUGAGAACACACACUGGAGAAAAACCGUUUUCCUGCUCAGAAUGUGGUAAAUGUUUUACUAACCCUAAGUGUUUGAAAAUACACAUGAGAAUACACACUGGUGAAAAACCUUUUUCCUGUUCAACCUGUGGUAAAGGUUUUACACAAAGGCAGAGUUUGAAAGUACACAUGAGAACACACACUGGAGAAAAACCUUAUUCCUGCUCAGAAUGUGGUAAAUGUUUUACAGAAAGUCAAUAUUUGAAAAGACACAUGAGAACACACACUGGUGAAAAAUCACCACAUUCCUGUUCAAUCUGCAACAAAAGCUUUUCUGACCAAUCAAACCUUGUAGCACACACGAGAACACACCCAGGAGAGAAAGUGUUGAGUUGCAGUGUGUGUGGUGAAAGAUUCUCUCAUAGGUACCAGUGUAAGAAACACAAGUGUGCUGCUGGGAACAGCAGCAGGACAUGAAAUUGCAGGCUUUGAAAUAAACUGUCAAGACUUUAAUGUUGACUUUCUAACAACAUCAGCACAUAUAACUUGUGUGACAUUGUUGUUUGUGUAACAAUCUUUUUAAUAUGCUUCUACAUUUAUAGAGUAGAUAUUUUAUAUUAGUGCUUUUUUCAGUCAAGUACAUGCAUUAAUAUGCAAUCAAAGUUUGGAGUGUCAGACAAAAGCCAAUAUUGUACAUCAUCCCACAGAGAUUUACUUUGCAUGCAUUCAAAAAAUAAACUGUUUAUUUUGAUUCCUUAUCACAGAACGAACAAGUGUUGUCUUCAAUUGCAAAACAACACCUUAAAAAUUAUUUUAAGUGGUCAAUUCUGUCUUUUUUUUCUUAAAUGAACUC
Entelurus aequoreus (snake pipefish) is the source of this 3439-nucleotide messenger RNA. Its product is annotated as zinc finger and SCAN domain-containing protein 2-like. Lineage: Eukaryota; Metazoa; Chordata; Actinopteri; Syngnathiformes; Syngnathidae. Gene Ontology annotation, molecular function: RNA polymerase II cis-regulatory region sequence-specific DNA binding; DNA-binding transcription factor activity, RNA polymerase II-specific. Gene Ontology annotation, cellular component: nucleus. The record is from RefSeq and is a predicted model, not a curated record. The transcript is spliced from 5 exons. Gene Ontology annotation, biological process: regulation of transcription by RNA polymerase II. Bases 634 to 3063 code for a protein of 809 amino acids.